Messenger RNA from Amaranthus tricolor (Joseph's coat), 2368 nucleotides. RefSeq lists its product as uncharacterized. Bases 664 to 2118 code for a protein of 484 amino acids. The transcript is spliced from 5 exons. The record is from RefSeq and is a predicted model, not a curated record. Lineage: Eukaryota; Viridiplantae; Streptophyta; Magnoliopsida; Caryophyllales; Amaranthaceae.
AGCAUUAUAGCCUUGCCUGUCAAGUUUUCAAAGCUACUUGCCAUUCUCUCUCUUACCCCUCAAGUGUUUACCUUCUCCACUUCCAACCAAACACUCCGAAAUCCCAGCUUUCUUUUGUCCCCUUAGAAGUGUUCAAAUCAUCAUUUAAUUUUCACCCAGGUAUCGCUCUUCAAAAUUUCAAAAAAAAAAAAAAAAAAAUUCCCUUCAGCCUUUCUUCCUUUAUUAAUUUUGCUUUCUUAUUAUGAUUCUGGUUUUUAUAUGAAGUUUUUGGAUUAUCUUUGUUAUUGGGUAAUUUUUUCUAAUUUCAAUUGAAAUUUCUGUUGCCUUUGUUUGAAUUUUGUUGGGUUUUUGUCCAAUCCCCUUCUUUUAUAGUUAAAUUUUUAUUCAAUUAGGUUUUUUUUCAUCUGGGUCAGAAACUUUAAUCAUCAUUUGUGUAACAAAAAGCUUGCAACUUUCAUCUUAACCCCAUGAAACAUCUCAAUGUUGGUUGAGAAAAAUUAAUUAAGUUGAGUUCUAUAGUAAAUAAUUUGCAAGUUUUUGAUUGAUGGGCAGUUGCAAAAAGCUUCAUGAUUGGUUGUUUAAACAACGGAUUCUUUGAAAUUGAUUGUUUGGAAUGAGCUGUAUUUGUAGAAAGGAUGGAAACUUUAUGAUUGGGCAUUUGGAAUGAUGGUUCUUGAAGUAGGUAUGAGUCAAAAUUUAAAUAAUAUAAUGGAAUCUUCUCCGGUUAGUAUCAAAGAGAAUGCCAGUAGUGUUAAAUUACACGAAGAGAAAUCGGAUGUUAGUGCAAGUAAAUGUGAAGAGAAAAACCCCAAAGAGAAUUUGAUGAUCACAUGUGCUAGUAAUUAUGAGGAUAAUAGUUUUCAUAUGGAAGUCGAUUGCGAUCAAGGUAUGACUAUGGGGCCAAAUGAGGAUGUAGAUGUUGAUGUUGUGGGGAAUGGGGUUGUUGUUGAGGAGAUGAUGGCGGAUAGGGAAUCUCUUGAUGCAACGGAAAAUUCGAGCUCGUUUGGGUGUACAGAUUCUGGGAUUGGAACUGCUGGAGCUGCUAGUGAUGUGGAAGUUGAGUCUCGGUUGAGGGAUGGUGAUGGAUCAUUGAAAGAGUUGGAUAGACUUGAUUUAUUCAAAACCAGGAAGAAGGUGACAUCUCAUUGGAGAAAAUAUGUACAACCUGUUAUGUGGAGGUGUAAAUGGGCAGAGUUGCAGAUGAGGAAACUAGACUACCUAGAAUCCAAAUAUGAUCGGGAGCUAGCAGAAUGUGGUAGAAGAAAGAAGUUUGAGUUAGAGAAUUGUGCCGCUGAAGACCUUGCUAUAAAGUCAGCUCCUUUUGUUUGCCAGAACCGGUCAAGAAGGGUUUUUAAGAGGAAAAAACGGAGAAGAGUAGAAGAAAUGGUAGACGUCGCUGCCUAUUCGUCAUCUCAUAGCUUGUUCUCAUAUUUUGCAAGUAAGAGAACUUCUGGUGGCUCAGCUUAUUUGGAUGAUAACCCAAGCAAUACUGUAACGACUUCUGGUGAAUUUGAUGAUAUUGGAGAAUGGAUAUUUCUUGAGUUCAAGGACAGCGAUGCCUUUGAAAAGGUUCUACAGUACAUUGAAAUGACUCAGAUUCGUGUCCGUGAGUUGAAGGCGAGGAUUGAUGAAGUGAUCACGGAAAAUACCGGAAGAUUCACAUCUGCAAACUCUAAGUUAGGUUUACGUGGACCAUUUUUGAGCUCUGGCCCAAGUUCAAUUUUGCCCAAAGUGAAUAGUGAAAAUUUAGUCUCGCCUAAACGUGUAGUUUCUGGCCGUGGGGAAGUGAACUCUCUUCCUCACAUGAUUAGAACUUCUGAACAGCUACGAAUCGGGGAGAAGGGUCUCGGUCUCGAGAUUAGGAGUGAAAUUUUACUCUCUAAUCAAUCAGCGAAGGAAGAGUCGAAUGCUUUAGAGCAUCAGUCGAUAACUGAAGUGAAAGUGGAGGAUGUUCAACAUCUCGCUGUUCCUAUUUCUCCCAGCAAAUCACCAGCCCCUGGUGAGCAAUCGGCAGUAAAAGUACGUCCCAAGUCGAUGAGUACACCCAAGAACAAGAGACAGCGCAUGAGGCGCAAGGCUCGACCUGGAGGAAGGUGGGUCAGAAAAUCUUCUGGGUAGCAUGUAAAUAAAAGGCAUUUGCUUUUGAUCAUAAAAUAGUAUUAGUGGAUAGUGUUUGUUCGACGGGAUAUAUGAAAAAAGGUGACCUGGAGAAGGAAGAAGAAACAAUUGGGCAACGAAAAUUAUGGUCGAUAUAUAUAGAAGUAGCAGUCUUGUUGAUCUGAUCUAGGCAUUUGUACAUGCUUUCUGUUUGUGUCAAAUUAUAUAUACCCUUUGCCUUUUUAAUGAAGCUAAUUCUUCGUUGUGACAA